This is a messenger RNA of Rhipicephalus microplus (southern cattle tick), 579 nucleotides long. RefSeq lists its product as uncharacterized. NCBI's taxonomy places the organism in Eukaryota, Metazoa, Arthropoda, Arachnida, Ixodida, Ixodidae. The record is from RefSeq and is a predicted model, not a curated record.
CAACCAAGCCAGCAUCGACGGCUCAUUCUGCUGCAACUGCGAGCAUUAUUUCGGUGUCAAGCCCAUCGCCACGAAUUCGCAAGGCGCUCUUUGAAGGAAACGACAACCGUUGCAACAAAACAAAAUGUUGAAAUUUGUCUUGUUCCCUCUGCUCUGCUCUGUUGCCAUCGCUUGCCAGAUGGACGACUUUUUCGCCGGGUGCGUGGAAAAACCCGAAGAUGAACAGAAGCCUGGCGACUGCAUCAUCGCUCCCGAGCAAUGGCUCCGUUCGAACACUUACCGAUACUUCGCCCACCAAGCCCUGGAAAACUCCACCGUUCAACCGGAUCAGGGCAACCUUAACACCCUACUUGACGUGACUCGUGGGGCGGCUCGGCUCUCUGAUGGCAUUAUAGUCAAGGUCCAGUUCACAACUGUAGAGAGCAUCUGCAACAACACAGUGCCGUACUCCGAGAAAGAUUGCCCACCACUCGGAACUCAGACUAAUGGAGAGUGCUGGGCAAUGUUUCGGUAUUUUGGUUACCUGCGACUUGAGGACGCCUGCUGUACCCACACGCCCGAAAAAUGAAGUGGCUUCAC